Orycteropus afer afer is the source of this 978-nucleotide messenger RNA. RefSeq names its product NHL repeat containing 3 (gene NHLRC3). Gene Ontology annotation, biological process: proteasome-mediated ubiquitin-dependent protein catabolic process; negative regulation of translation; protein polyubiquitination. Gene Ontology annotation, molecular function: ubiquitin protein ligase activity; translation repressor activity; protein binding. Lineage: Eukaryota; Metazoa; Chordata; Mammalia; Tubulidentata; Orycteropodidae. The coding region runs from base 1 to 978 and encodes 325 amino acids. The transcript has 7 exons. The record is from RefSeq and is a predicted model, not a curated record.
AUGGCGAAAUUCUGGGUUUGCGCGACUGGCGCCGGCUGCUUUCUGGCGCUGCUGAUUUUUCAUUCAUGUUUUUGUGACUUUCCGAUUUUAAGAAACUUUGUGUUUCAAAUUUCCUGGACAACUGAGAAUACUUUGUACCGACUGGAUGUGGGUUGGCCUAAGUAUUCAGAAUAUUUUACUGGAACAACAUUUUGUGUUGCAGUUGAUUCCCUCAACGGCUUGGUUUAUGUAGCACAAAGAGGGGAUAACAUCUCAAAGGUAUUAGUAUUCACAGAGGACGGAUAUUUCCUACGAGCCUGGAAUUAUACAGUUGACACACCACAUGGUAUGUUUGCAGCCAGUACAUCACAUGAACAAUCUGUCUGGAUCACGGAUGUAGGAAGUGGAUUCUAUGGUCAUACUGUUAAAAAAUACAAUUUAUUUGGUGAUCUUGUUCAAGUCUUGGGUACCCCAGGCAAAAAAGGCACUGAUUUGAAUCCCCUGCAGUUUGAUAACCCUGCAGAAUUAUAUGUUGAGGACACAGGAGAUAUUUACAUUGUGGAUGGAGAUGGAGGAUUGAAUAACAGAUUGUUCAAGCUAUCCCAAGGAAUUCCCAUGAUCAAGAUUCAUUUAGUAUGGGUGGCUGACCGAGGGAAUAAAAGACUCCAAGUGUUUGAUAAAGACACUGGGGAAUGGUUAGGAGCAUGGGAUAAUUGUUUCACAGAAGAGGGACCAUCUUCAGUCAGAUUUACUCCUGAUGGGAAGUACUUGAUUGUAGCCCAGUUGAAUCUUAGCCGACUCUCACUUCUGGCAGCACCCCCAGUAGGAAGCAUCGGCAGCUGUUCUGUGGUCAGCACAAUCCAACUUGCAGAUCUAGUUUUACCUCAUCUGUUAGAUGUGGAUAGGAAGACCGGAGCAAUCUACGUAGCAGAAAUUGGAGCCAAACAAGUACAAAAAUAUGUCCCUUUGAAUAGUUAUUUUCCUUUACAUGGUUCAUAA